CGCAGCCAUGGCGGGGAUGAAGACAGCCUCUGGAGACUACAUUGAUUCAUCCUGGGAGCUGCGGGUGUUCGUGGGCGAGGAGGACCCUGAGGCCCAGUCAGUCAUCCUCCGGGUCACGGGGGAGUCACACAUCGGAGGGGUGCUCCUGAAGAUCGUGGAGGAGAUCAAUCGCAAGCAGGACUGGUCCGACCAUGCCAUUUGGUGGGAGCAGAAAAGACAGUGGCUGCUACAGACACACUGGACACUGGACAAAUAUGGGAUUCUGGCCGAUGCCCGCCUCUUCUUUGGGCCACAGCACCGGCCAGUCAUCCUGCGGCUGCCCAACCGCCGUGCACUGCGCCUCCGUGCCAGCUUCUCCAAGCCCCUCUUCCAGACUGUGGCCGCCAUCUGUCGCCUGCUCAGCAUCCGGCACCCUGAGGAGCUGUCCCUGCUGCGGGCUCCUGAGAAAAAGGAGAAAAAGAAGAAGGAGAAGGAGCCAGAGGAAGAGGUCUAUGACUUGACCAAGGUCAUCCUUGCUGGCGGCGUGGCGCCCACUUUGUUCCGGGGGAUGCCAGCUCACUUCUCAGACAGUGUCCAGACCGAGGCCUGCUACUACAUGCUGAGCCGGCCACAGCCACCGCCUGACCCGCAGCUGCUCCAGCGCCUGCCCCGGCCAGGUUCCCUAGCUGACAAGACGCAGCUCCAUGGCAGGUGGCUGGACUCAUCGCACUGCCUCAUGCAGCAGGGCAUCAUGGCAGGAGACACACUCUGGCUGCGAUUUAAGUACUACACCUUCUUCGACUUGGACCCCAAGACAGACCCGGUGCGGCUGACCCAGCUGUAUGAGCAGGCACGCUGGGACCUGCUGUUGGAGGAGAUUGACUGCACUGAGGAGGAGAUGAUGGUGUUUGCAGCCCUGCAGUAUCACAUCAACAAGCUGUCCCAGAGUGGAGAGAUGGGCGAACCAGCCAGUGCAGACCCGGGGCUGGAUGACCUGGAUGUAGCCCUGAACAACCUGGAGGUGAAGCUGGAGGGUUCGGCGCCCACAGAUGUGCUGGACAGCCUUACCACCAUCCCAGAACUCAAGGACCAUCUCCGAAUCUUCCGGCCCCGGAAGCUGACUCUGAAGGGCUAUCGCCAGUACUGGGUGGUGUUCAAAGAAACCACGUUGUCCUACUAUAAGAGCCAGGAUGAGGCCCCAGGGGACCCCGUUCAACAGCUCAACCUCAAGGGCUGUGAGGUGGUCCCCGAUGUCAAUGUCUCUGGCCAAAAGUUCUGCAUCAAACUCUUAGUACCCUCCCCUGAGGGCAUGAGUGAGAUCUACCUGCGGUGCCAGGAUGAGCAGCAGUAUGCCCACUGGAUGGCUGGCUGCCGGCUGGCCUCCAAGGGCCGCACUAUGGCGGACAGUAGCUAUGCCAGUGAGGUGCAGGCCAUACUGGCCUUCCUCAGUCUGCAGCGGGCAGGCGGCGGGGGUUCUGGCAACCACCCCCAGGGACCUGAUGCCUCUGCUGAGGGCCUCAACCCCUAUGGACUUGUUGCCCCCCGCUUCCAGAGGAAAUUCAAGGCCAAACAGCUGACCCCACGGAUCCUGGAAGCCCAUCAGAACGUGGCCCAGCUAUCACUGACUGAGGCCCAGCUGCGCUUCAUCCAGGCCUGGCAGUCCUUGCCCGACUUUGGCAUCUCCUAUGUCAUGGUCAGGUUCAAGGGCAGCAGGAAAGACGAGAUCCUGGGCAUUGCCAACAACCGACUGAUCCGAAUUGACUUGGCUGUGGGUGACGUGGUCAAGACUUGGCGCUUCAGCAACAUGCGCCAGUGGAAUGUCAACUGGGACAUCCGGCAGGUGGCCAUCGAGUUUGACGAGCACAUCAACGUGGCCUUCAGCUGCGUGUCUGCCAGCUGCCGGAUCGUGCACGAGUACAUCGGGGGCUAUAUUUUCCUGUCAACUCGGGAGCGGGCCCGCGGGGAGGAGCUGGACGAGGACCUCUUCCUGCAGCUCACAGGGGGCCAUGAGGCUUUCUAAGGGCAGCCUGACUAUCUCUGCUCUGCUCGCCACCUGCCACAACCACUCCUAACCCCAGACCCACUGGGCUUCACUACCCCACCCCUCUUCAGGCAUGUGUCCAGUUGGGCA
Castor canadensis (American beaver) is the source of this 2110-nucleotide messenger RNA. RefSeq names its product FERM domain containing kindlin 3 (gene Fermt3). Gene Ontology annotation, molecular function: integrin binding. The record is from RefSeq and is a predicted model, not a curated record. Lineage: Eukaryota; Metazoa; Chordata; Mammalia; Rodentia; Castoridae. Gene Ontology annotation, cellular component: cell-substrate junction. Gene Ontology annotation, biological process: regulation of cell-cell adhesion mediated by integrin; integrin-mediated signaling pathway; platelet aggregation.